CACUGUUUUUACAAUUUUUUUCAAUCAACUUUGUUUAUUAUUUAAACUUUAUCGUUAUCUAUAAUUACCCUAUAUAUAUUUCUCACCAAGUUCGUGAAACAUAACCUCCAAUUUUGUUUUCUGUUUUUUAUAACAGAAAUUAAUUUUCCAAUAGAAUAUAUUUCUAAUUUUUAAAAAAUUAUCGUUUUUUUCGAUUACAAAGCUAUUAUCAGAAACUAGAUUUUUUUUAAACAGGAAAAAAUUGCAUUACUAUUUCUUAGUACGAAGUGAUAACAAUUUUUUUGUCGUUUUUUUUAUCUAAUGACUUCACGACCAACGAUAAUUUGCUUUAAACAUUGUUUGUCGGAAUCAAUUUUUUGCAACAAAGUACCAUCAAUUUGUCCACUUUGUAAAAAAUCAAUUGUCACAUUUAAAUUGGAACCUUUUGAAAUUCCAUAUCCAUUUAUUAAUGCAAAACAAAAUCCUACGAGUAUUAUUUUAAGACCAUCGUACGGUGAUUUUCUUCAUAAUUUCAAUAUAAAUCAAGAUUUACAUAUUGGAGUGGUAAAUUCAAAUGGUGAAAUUUUCGAAUUUGAUAAACGUGGUUUAGUAAAAAAUGAUUUUUCAAAGUGGACCAAUUGCAUUUCAUUGAAAUUAAUUCCCAAAUCAUGGGAAUUACAUUGGGAUGAGACACUUGAAAUUAUCACAAAAAAUUCAAAAUGGAAAACAAAUAAUUAUCACGAAUUAACAUUCAAUUGUUUUAAUUUUAUUAUUGAAUUUUUAGAAUUAUUAAAAUUUGAAAACAUUCAAUUUAUGAAUAAAGAAGAAAUGUGUGAGAAUUUAAUUUUACCAAAACUUCAAGAAGCUAUGAGAUUUAUUUCAUUGUAUAGAAAAUUAUUAACUAAUAAUUAUAUCGUACAAAAUUAA
Leptopilina boulardi is the source of this 906-nucleotide messenger RNA. Its product is annotated as MKRN2 opposite strand protein. The transcript has a single exon. The record is from RefSeq and is a predicted model, not a curated record. Lineage: Eukaryota; Metazoa; Arthropoda; Insecta; Hymenoptera; Figitidae. The coding region runs from base 301 to 906 and encodes 201 amino acids.